Messenger RNA from Gracilinanus agilis (Agile Gracile Mouse Opossum), 7087 nucleotides. It is a transcript of the gene SBF2, whose product is annotated as SET binding factor 2. Bases 27 to 5672 code for a protein of 1881 amino acids. The record is from RefSeq and is a predicted model, not a curated record. The transcript is spliced from 41 exons. Lineage: Eukaryota; Metazoa; Chordata; Mammalia; Didelphimorphia; Didelphidae.
UCCCGGGCGCGGGGGCGGCGGCGGCGAUGGCGCGGCUGGCGGACUACUUCAUCGUGGUGGGCUAUGACCACGAGAAGACAGGGUCUGCAGAAGGAAUGGGAAAAAUAAUCCAGAGGUUUCCACAGAAGGAUUGGGAUGAUACACCUUUUCCACAAGGAAUUGAAUUGUUUUGCCAACCUGGAGGAUGGCAAUUGUCCAGAGAGAGAAAGCAGCCAACAUUCUUCGUGGUUGUCCUAACAGAUAUUGACUCAGAUCGGCAUUAUUGCUCCUGCCUAACUUUCUAUGAGGCAGACAUUAACCUCCAGGGAACAAAACAAGAAGAGAUUGAAGGUGAAGAAGAGGUGACUGGAUUAAUUCAGCCUGCAGAAGUAUUUGCUCCCAAAAGCUUGGUUUUGGUGUCCAGAUUAGAUUAUCCAGAAAUUUUUAGGGCUUGCCUGGGUCUAAUCUACACUGUUCAUGUGGAUAGUCUAAAUUUCUCCUUGGAGAGUCUUAUUGCAAAUCUCUGUGCAUGCCUUGUCCCAGCAGCUGGAGGUUCUCAGAAGCUGUUUUCCUUGGGAGCAGGAGACAGACAGCUGAUACAGACUCCUUUACAUGACAGCCUUCCUGUCACUGGCACCAGUGUGGCUCUCUUGUUUCAGCAAUUGGGUAUCCAAAAUGUCCUCAGCCUCUUCUGUGCAGUACUCACAGAAAACAAGGUUCUCUUUCACUCCACCAGUUUCCAGAGACUUAGUGAUGCUUGCAGAGCACUAGAGUCUUUAAUGUUUCCUCUUAAAUAUAGUUAUCCUUAUAUCCCUAUUCUUCCGGCUCAAUUAUUGGAAGUCUUAAGUUCCCCAACACCUUUCAUCAUUGGAGUUCAUUCUGUCUUUCGUACUGAAGUCCAUGAACUUUUAGAUGUAAUCAUUGCUGAUUUGGAUGGAGGUACUAUUAAAGUCCCUGAAUGUAUUCACCUGUCUCCUCUCCCAGAACCACUGUUACAUCAGACACAAACAGCCCUGUCUCUGAUUUUACACCCAGAUCUGGAAGUAGCAGAUUAUGCAUUCCCCCCACCACGGACAGCUCUAUCCCAUUCAAAAAUGCUGGAUAAAGAAGUGCGAGCAGUUUUCCUUAGAUUAUUUGCGCAGCUAUUCCAAGGUUAUAGAUCUUGUCUGCAGCUUAUCAGGAUCCAUGCAGAGCCAGUCAUACACUUUCACAAGACAGCUUUCUUGGGACAGCGUGGUUUGGUGGAGAAUGAUUUCCUCACUAAGGUGCUUAAUGGAAUGGCAUUUGCAGGCUUUGUGUCUGACAGAGGGCCUCCAUACAGAUCCUGUGAUCUCUUUGAUGAGCUGGUAGCCUUUGAAGUGGAGCGAAUUAAAGUUGAAGAAAGUAACCCUCUGAAAAUGAUAAAGCACAUAAGAGAACUUGCAGAGCAGCUCUUCAAAAAUGAAAAUCCAAAUCCUCACAUGACAUUCCAGAAAGUUCCACGCCCCACAGAAGGUUCUCACUUGCGAGUUCACAUUCUUCCUUUCCCGAAGAUUAAUGAGGCCAGGGUUCAGGAACUGAUACAGGAAGGUCUUGUGAAGAACCAGCUCGCGCCUCCUACUUCCAAAGUGGAGAAGAAAUGUGUCGUGCCGGCAGGCCCACCUGUGGUUUCAAUCAUGGAUAAAGUGACUACAGUCUUCAACAGUGCUCAAAGAUUGGAAGUUGUUAGGAACUGCAUCGCCUUCAUAUUUGAAAAUAAAGUUUUAGAAACUGAAAAGACCCUUCCUGCUGCACUAAGAGCCCUGAAAGGAAAGGCAGCACGGCAAUGUCUUACCUAUGAAUUGGGUUUACAUGUACAGCAGAACCGGGCAAUACUAGAUCAUCAGCAGUUUGACUACAUCAUAAGGAUGAUGAACUGUACUCUUCAGGACUGUUCCACCUUAGAAGAAUAUAACAUUGCAGCAGCAUUAUUGCCUUUGACAAGUGCUUUCUACAGGAAACUAGCCCCCGGAGUCAGUCAGUUUGCUUAUACCUGUGUGCAGGACCACCCCAUAUGGACUAAUCAACAGUUUUGGGAGACAACAUUUUACAAUAAUGUGCAAAAUCAAGUUCGCUCCCUGUACCUCUCAGCCAAGGAAGACAAUCAUUCAUCAUACUUGAAGCUAACGGAGAAGAUUCUGAAAAGCACAGACCAGGAGAAGACUGCGAUGGACUUGGCUGCAGAGCAGCUGCGCUUGUGGCCUACACUGAGCAAAGAGAUGCAGCAGGAGCUGGUGCAGAAGGAAGAAAGUACAGUCUUUAGCCAGGCAAUCCACUUUGCAAACCUCAUGGUCAACCUGCUGGUACCACUGGACACAAGUAAAAACAAACUCCUGAGGACAUCUGCCACUGGAGACUGGGAGAGCGGGAGCAACAGCAUUGUCACAAACAGCAUUGCAGGAAGUGUUGCCGAGAGCUAUGACACAGAGAGUGGCUUUGAGGACUCGGAGAACAGUGACAUCGCCAAUUCUGUUGUGCGUUUCAUUACCCGGUUUAUUGAUAAAGUUUGUACUGAGAGUGGAGUUACUCAAGAUCACAUCAAAAGCCUUCAUUGCAUGAUACCAGGAAUUGUAGCAAUGCACAUCGAGACCCUGGAGGCUGUUCAUCGAGAGAGUAGAAGGCUCCCCCCAAUCCAGAAGCCUAAGAUUCUAAGACCCACCCUGCUUCCAGGAGAAGAAAUAGUUUGUGAAGGCCUCCGGGUGCUACUUGAUCCUGAUGGAAGAGAGGAAGCUACAGGAGGACUUCUUGGAGGCCCCCACAUCCUCCCUGCAGAAGGAGCACUGUUUCUUACCACAUACAGAAUUCUAUUUAAAGGGACCCCUCAUGAUCAGCUAGUUGGUGAGCAGACUGUGGUGCGCAGCUUCCCCAUAGCAUCCAUCAUCAAGGAGAAGAAGAUCACCGUCCCAAACCAGCUGCAGCAGAACAUGCAGGAAGGGAUGCAGAUCACUUCGGCCUCAUUCCAGCUGAUCCAAGUGGCCUUUGAUGAAGAAGUGAGUCCUGAGGCAGUGGAGAUCUUUAAGAAGCAGCUGAUGAAGUCCCGCUACCCCCAGUCCAUUUUUAGCACCUUUGCAUUUGCUGCUGGACAGACCACCCCACAGGUCAUCUUACCCAAGCAGAAAGAAAAAAAUACUUCCUUCCGCACUUUUUCAAAAACAAUAGUGAAGGGUGCCAAACGAGCAGGAAAAAUGACCAUUGGUCGCCAGUAUUUAUUGAAGAGGAGAACAGGAACAAUUAUGGAAGAACGGGUAAAUCGUCCUGGAUGGAAUGAAGAUGAUGACAUCUCUGUUUCAGAUGACAAUGAACUGCCUACAAGCACAACCCUGAAGGCUUCUGAAAAGUCAACAAUGGAACAGUUAGUGGAACGAGCCUGUUUCCGAGACUAUCAGCGUUUAGGCCUUGGGACCAUAAGUGGCCAUUCUUCCCGCUCCAAAACUGAGUAUUUUAGGAUCACUGCUUCAAAUCGGAUGUAUUCCCUCUGCCGCAGCUACCCAGGGCUUUUAGUGGUGCCUCAAGCUGUCCAGGACAGUAGCUUACCAAGAGUGGCUCGUUGCUAUCGGCAAAAUCGCCUGCCUGUGGUAUGUUGGAAAAACACCAAAACCAGUACCCUGCUGCUCCGAGCUGGUGGAUUCCAUGGAAAAGGAGUCGUUGGACUUUUCAAAUCCCCAAACCCUCAUUCUACAGCUCCCACCUCCUCCUUGGAAACGUCCAGUAGUAUAGAACAGGAGAAAUACCUGCAAGCCCUCCUGAAUGCCAUUUCAGUUCAUCAGAAACUCAGCGGCAGUAACACCCUCACCGUGAGGCCGGCACUGGCUCUGUCUCCAGGCUCUGAGCGAAAGACUUCAAGAAUGUCCACUGUGCUCAAGCAGGUAGUGCCAGGACAUUUGGAUGUAAAUCCAUCCAAUAGCUUUAACCAAGGAGGUGUCUGGGCAAGUCUUCGUGCCAGCAAUCGCUUUAUCAACUCUCCAGCAUCCUUCAUUGAUGUUGGCGCCCGACUCGCAGGCAAAGAUCACUCGACCUCCUUCAGUAACAGCUCCUACUUGCAGAAUCAGCUCCUGAAGCGCCAAGCUGCCUUGUACAUAUUUGGAGAAAAAUCACAGCUACGGGGUUUCAAAUUAGAAUUUGCUUUAAACUGUGAGUUUGUUCCUGUUGAAUUCAAUGACAUCCGACAAGUAAAAACCAGCUUUAAAAAAUUAAUGAGGGCUUGUGUCCCCAGCUCUAUUCCUACUGAUUCUGAAGUGACGUUCCUCAAGGCACUAGGAGACUCCGAUUGGUUCCCACAGCUGCACAGGUUACUGCUGCUGGCCGUGGUUGUAGCUGAAGUGCUAGAGAGCGGCUCCUCCGUCCUGGUCUGUUUGGAAGAUGGCUGGGAUAUCACCACACAAGUGGCAUCCCUCGCCCAGCUGCUCAGUGACCCAUUCUAUAGGACUCUGGGAGGCUUCCAGAUGCUGGUGGAGAAAGAGUGGCUCUCCUUUGGUCACAAAUUCAGUCAGAGGAGCAACUUGACCUUCAACUGUCAGGGGAGUGGCUUUGCUCCCGUCUUCUUGCAGUUCUUGGACUGUGUGCAUCAGGUUCAUAACCAGUAUCCAACAGAGUUUGAAUUCAAUCAGUAUUAUCUAAAAUUCCUGGCUUUCCACUACGUCUCCAAUCGUUUUAAAACCUUUCUUCUGGACUCAGACCAUGAGCGAUUAGAGCACGGAACACUCUUUGAAGAUAAAGGAGACAAACAUGCCAAAAAGGGAAUUUGCAUUUGGGAAUGUAUUGAGAGGAUGCACAAGAGGAGCCCUAUCUUUUUUAAUUAUUUAUAUGCACCAAUGGAAACUGAGGCACUGAAGCCCAGCAUAAAUGUAUCCAGCCUGAAGAAAUGGGAUUAUUACAUGGAAGAAACAUUGGCCACGGGGCCUUCUUAUGACUGGACAAUGCUGCCUCUAAAGUCCACUCCUUAUGAUGAAGCAGAGCAGGCCGAUGGGGCCAGGCCACAGAGCAGCAGGAGAAUAGUGUGGCCGUGCUAUGAUGACAUCACUAAGGUCCAGCCAGAUGCCAUCACGAGCCUCUUCAACGAAAUUGAAAGAUUAGAACAGAAACUGAACCAGACCCCAGAAAGAUGGCAGCAGCUAUGGGAAAGAGUGAAUGUGAAUCUUAAGGAAGAUACAAAGCAAGACCAACCCCGGAGACACCCUUCUAGCUCCUCAGGAAUUGUGACCGCCAACCUCCACUCCUAUCAGAAGAGAUCUCUGCUGCACCUGCCUGACAGUGGCCUGGGAGAUGAGCAGAAUGCCAGCAUCUCCCCAUCCAAUGGAGUGGACCGAAGGGCAGCCACCCUCUACAGCCAGUUUACUUCCAAGAAUGAUGAGAACAGGUCUUUUGAGGGGACACUCUACAAACGAGGAGCUCUGCUGAAAGGCUGGAAACCCCGCUGGUUUGUGCUAGACGUGACAAAGCAUCAGUUGAGAUACUAUGAUUCUGGUGAGGACACGAGCUGUAAAGGGCACAUUGACUUAGCCGAAGUGGAAACCAUCAUUCCAGCAGCCCCCUCUCUGGGUGCCCCAAAGCAUGCCAGCGACAAAGCCUUUUUUGAUCUGAAGACUAGCAAACGCGUGUAUAACUUCUGUGCCCAGGACGCGCAAAGUGCCCAGCAGUGGAUGGAUCGGAUCCAGAGCUGCAUCUCCGAUGCCUGAGCAGAGCCAGGAUGCAGGAGCUCGAGGGAGGCCUUUGGCCGCACCAAUAGGAAAAGUCAGGAGAGACUUUAGGGACUCUGGUACCGAGGAAAUAGCCCUGAAAUAGCCCUCUCUUCCCCUCAGACAGAACCGGCCUCGCUUACUGCGUAGACUGGUCUAACUCGCCUCCGCAGGAACGUUGGGUCUGCCUUCGUAGGCGACUUCCCUCCGUCGGGCUUGUCCCCCGAAGCCUCAGCAUGAAGGCAGCCGGGCGCCUGCUAUACCGAUGGGCAGCACAUACAGGCCGGCCUCCUAGUGGACAAGGCUUCUGCCAGGACAGCAGUCUGGGGCCAGCCCGGCGGGCUACUAAGAGCCUGGCAGAGCCAAUGGUUUUACAUGCAAAAAUAGAAAGCCUCUAAUGUCAUCCAUUCAUAAUUGGAACAGUAACGCCAUCAGACCUGACAUGGACACUUCCCUGUGUCCGAGGCCUGCUGCUAGCUCUGCCGGGGCUGGGCUGGUUUCAGUACAGGCUGAUGUGUCCAGCCUUGGUGGAACUGAAGGAAGAGACAUACCAUGUGACCCUGCCUAGGGCUCUGACCAUUGGGAACAUGGGAGAAAAAUUAGUCUUCAAAUGCAUAGACUCUAAAAGAAAUCCCUAUCCCAAGGCUGAAAGAAAGAAUGCUCAUUAUGUGCUCUUCCGCACAUUAUCAACUUGUAUUCACAGAGUAACCCAGUGAUAAAUGCACUAAACAAUAACGGCAGGCAGGUACCUUGAAAUCCUCCUGAGGCUGCCAUGUUCUGCCAGGGGCUACCAAACCGAGCUUGGUCGAGGGAACAAACUGGAGCAAGAGGCAAAGGCCCGGGAGGAUAACCAGAGGCUGGGAGGGGGGGGGGGUGGCAUUGGAUACGGAAGACAACACUUUUUGCACAUAAAGUGUAAGAACAAUUUUAGAUUUUUCCAUUUGAAAACAUUGUGAUUAUUAAACUAAAAGCUACAGAGCAGACACCCUUUCCCUCCAUCAGCAGGGAGCUAGAGCAUCGUGUCUUGUUUGGAAAUGUUAAUAUGUGAAAUAUCAGACUAAUGUUUCAAAGAAUAUGUAUAUACGAUUUAGUACACUCUGAUUUUUCAGACAUCCUGCUUGUAAUUUAAUAUAAAACUAACCAAACUGAUUCAUUCAUAGGAUUUUGGUUAUUCAGUGGGUCCUUUUUCUAAGAAAAACCACUCUCUGGGGCCUGAAGAAUGAGAGUCAAAUGUCCAGCUUCAAACUGUAUACAUACUAGGAAAAAAGAGUUGUCUUAAUAUAUAAGGAAUCGGGGGGAGGGGAGGGAGACAAUAGGAAUGAAGGACUUUUCUAUCAUUUUCAAUUUAUACACUUCCACCUGUGAAAAUGGCCUUUGCACAUAAUUUGUAUUUUUCUUUGUAUAUGAAGUACUUU